This is a messenger RNA of Hypomesus transpacificus, 1527 nucleotides long. Its product is annotated as E3 SUMO-protein ligase ZBED1-like. The transcript has 3 exons. Gene Ontology annotation, molecular function: protein dimerization activity. Bases 1 to 1527 code for a protein of 508 amino acids. The record is from RefSeq and is a predicted model, not a curated record. Lineage: Eukaryota; Metazoa; Chordata; Actinopteri; Osmeriformes; Osmeridae.
AUGGAUGACUUCAGACAGAAGCCCAUGGACAACACAACUAAAAAGAAAGUUACUGCAGCCAUAGCUAAAUGGGUGGCUACUGCAUGUAGGCCUAUUAACGUUGUGGAGGACGAGGGUCUAGCUGAUAUCAUUCGCAUUGCAUCCAACGACUGGACCUACAAAUUGUAUUCUAGAGCCACCAUUACAAGCCACGUACAGACAUUGCACGAAACGGAGAAGGCUAAGGUACAGCAGGCGUUGGAGGAGACAAAAUCAGUUGCGUUCACUGGUGAUUACUGGACUUCCCUCAGUAAUCACAACUACCUCGGGGUCACAGCCCAUUACUUUGAUCCACAGUGGAAACUUCAGUCGCAUGCUUUGACUGUUUUAAAGACAGAAGAUAGACACUUCGCUAAUGCUGUUGCAGAGCUCUUUAUGCAAGUAGCGAGAGAGUGGGACAUUCAACACAAAGUUGUCUCACUGACCACUGAUAGUGCACGCAACAUGAUUGCAGCGGCCAGGCAGCUCCCCUUUGAGCACAUGCCGUGCAUCGCACACAUUGUGCACCGAGCCGUCACAGUUUCUCUAACCAACAGCCCGUUUGACAGCGCAUUGGCAAAAUGCAGAAAAGUUGUGGGACAUUUUAAGCACAGCCCAGCAAACCAAGCGGAGCUCGAGCAGCAACAAGUCGCACAUCAGAAUAAAGAAUCACUCGCACAGGAAGUGUCAACCAGAUGGAAUAGUACCCUGGAAAUGAUCAAGCGUGUUCAGCGGAAUGCUGAACCUCUGAGAGAUGCACUGGCCCAGCACACAACCAAUGUCGCCAUGUCAACAGCUACUGAGCUGGAGAAACUGAAGAAGCUCGAGGCUGUGCUGGAGCACUGCAGGUAUGUUUCUGAACUUCUGGGAGGAGAGACGUUUGUGUCUUGCUCAGCGGUGCUGCCAACAUUAUGUCAUCUGUCGCGAGUGAUGGAGGUCACUGAGGACGACCCAGCUUACAUGAUCAAGUUCAAAGAAACCUUCGCAGCAGACAUGGAAGGUCGCAAGGAGAAGACCAACAUCACAUGGCUGAGAGUUGCGACAGCACUUGACCCAAGGUUUAAGGACCUCAAGUGUCUGGGCAAACCUCACAGGGCUAAGGUGUGGGAUGCGAUCCGCGCCUUGCUCCUGGAUAUGGAGAGGCCUGCACAGCCGGUUAACCAAGUCACGCCUGAGCCUCCUAUGAAGAAACCAACUCUCAUGCUUGCACAUGAGUCUUCGUCUGAUGAAGAGGAGGACAGUAUUGAGCAAUGUCUGGAGCGCUACAAGGCAGAGCCUCUUGCUGGCAUGGAUGACUGUCCCCAGGAAUGGUGGUCCACACAUGAAGGGGCACACAGUGAAAUGGCCUGCCUUGCACGCAAGUACUUGGCAACACCAGCCACAUCUGUACCAUCUGAAAGGUUGUUUUCACUGUCUGGGCAUGUUGUUCAAAAGAAGCGAGCUUCCCUGUUGUCUGAAAAUGUCAACAGGCUUGUCUGUUUGAGUAACUGGCUCAAAGCAAAGAAGUAG